Messenger RNA from Neohortaea acidophila, 531 nucleotides. RefSeq lists its product as uncharacterized. NCBI's taxonomy places the organism in Eukaryota, Fungi, Ascomycota, Dothideomycetes, Mycosphaerellales, Teratosphaeriaceae. The record is from RefSeq and is a predicted model, not a curated record. Bases 23 to 511 code for a protein of 162 amino acids. The transcript has a single exon.
UUGAGACUCGUAUGACAAUUUGAUGUGCAUGUCUGAGAGCUGGCAAUCACACGACGACGGGAUUGGGAUUCGCUUCAAUGAAGCCCAAUGGCAUCCCACGCCAACACCACGAGCCGUCCUUCACGCACACAUCUCAGCCUUUCGAUGCAACAUCCCAGCGGACUGGGAGAGGGGAAGCCUUGGACCCCGCAGUACAGUAGUUGCACCCGGAACCAAGCCGUCGGUACCUCACGAGAGGAACAUGCACGGCUUUGCUGUCCCAUCAUCCAAUUACCAGCCAGGGAUCGACGCUGUCAAAGGGCACACGUUCGUUCUCGCCGACCUUUCUCGCCGUGGCGGGUGUUUUUUCGUUGUAUUACCUGAAACCAGGCAUUGCAAGGGUGAAGCUCUGUUUCUUUUGCUCUGCGCUGGUCCCGCGCGCCUGGCUCUGGUGGAUGGGUGGGGUCGCCAAUGUACUGCAGUAUGCACCUCGUAUGGUUGUGACCCGGCUCUUCGGGUCUGCACGGAGUGAUGCCAGCUUCGUUCGUCGCA